CUCCUUAUAUAUAUGUAUACAUAUAAUAUAUACCAUAUUUAUCCCCACGAGUUAGUGAGAGAGUAAUAGUAUCAAUCCUUCUGUCUCCCUUUUGUCUCUGCAUACCUUUUCUUUUCCUUGUUCUUACUCUGUUUUCUCUUUCCAUUUUUUUUCUUUUUCUUUGCGGUUCCUAUCCGCUGUGCUUCGAUGGCUACGAUUCAAAAGCAAGAGCUUGAAGAGGACGAAGACAGGAUAACCGUUGAUCUCAGAAUCAACGGCGGCGGAGAUGCAGUAAGGAAUAAUAUUCGCGCCAGACAAGACUCAACCACCAACUCCCCACCACUUGCACCAAAGGAAGAGCCGGACUUGGAGGAUAGGUCGCCGUCGUCGAGAGGAAUGAUGCCGGUAUCCGUACACGUUCCGGCGGCUAUUCCUAUGCCUUUAGCGUCGGCGCCACAGCAUCCCCGGCCAAAGAGGGCAUCGACGAAGGACCGGCACACGAAGGUCGAGGGUCGGGGCAGGAGGAUCCGAAUGCCCGCAACUUGCGCUGCUCGGAUCUUCCAGUUGACUCGUGAACUCGGUCAUAAGUCCGACGGGGAGACGAUAAGAUGGCUCCUUGAGCACGCCGAGCAAGCCAUCAUAGCCGCCACCGGAACCGGCACUGUUCCUGCUAUCGCCAUGUCGGUGAAUGGGACUCUCAAAAUCCCCACCACUACCAACGCCAUCCCGGAACCAGGGGACCAACCCGCAAAGAAGAAGCGUAAACGACCCGCUAACAGUGAGUACGUGGAUAUAAACGACCCCGUUUCUAUUUCCUCCGGUUUAGCUCCUAUCACCGCUCCGGUUGCUGCUACGCAACAAGCACUGCCGCAAGGGUUGGUUCCUAUGUGGGCCAUACCAUCAAACGCUGUCGUUCCAGGUGCGUUCUUCAUGGUACCACCCAUGGCCACCAUUGCUGGACCUUCCAAUCAGCCUCACAUAUUUACAUUCCCUGCAACAGCUACGCCUCUUAUCAACAUUUCUGCCCGACCCAUAUCGUCUUUUGUUUCCGCCAUGCAACAUGGCGCUAACAUAGCCGCCGGUCCUGUUCAUGUUCAAAGUAAUCCUAUGACUUCGUCUUCUACAGUUUCCGGUUCAAAACCAGCCAAAAAGACGUCAGUUAUGGCUUCUAGUUCAACGUCCGCCAUGACAACUACAAGUACUAGUGGUACUGCGACCACUCGGAUGCUAAGAGACUUUUCCUUGGAGAUUUACGACAAGCAAGAGUUGCAGUUCAUGACUCGGUCUUCGAAGCAUUGACAAAAUGAUUGCUUCUGCUUCCGGGUGUUUCUCUGGCUUUCUGAUUAUGGCGUGAAUUCUUUCUACACCCGCCAUUACCGUGCGAGGUAGAAGCUGGAAAUGAGAAAUCUGAAACCUCCCCGUAUGUGGGGAGAAGGAAGGAGCACGUGGUCACGUGAGGGGAGAUUUAAAGGUGCGCACGUGUAAAGAGGGGUAGGAUUAGGCGGAGGUGGGGUCCACUGAGUGGUGGGUCAACACUCAACGCUCAACAAGAA
This is a messenger RNA of Carica papaya (papaya), 1532 nucleotides long. RefSeq names its product TCP family transcription factor (gene TCP9). Gene Ontology annotation, molecular function: DNA-binding transcription factor activity; sequence-specific DNA binding. The record is from RefSeq and is a predicted model, not a curated record. Lineage: Eukaryota; Viridiplantae; Streptophyta; Magnoliopsida; Brassicales; Caricaceae. Gene Ontology annotation, cellular component: nucleus.